Messenger RNA from Fomitopsis serialis, 3033 nucleotides. RefSeq lists its product as uncharacterized. Bases 1 to 3033 code for a protein of 1010 amino acids. Gene Ontology annotation, cellular component: plasma membrane. Lineage: Eukaryota; Fungi; Basidiomycota; Agaricomycetes; Polyporales; Fomitopsidaceae. Gene Ontology annotation, molecular function: calcium-activated cation channel activity. The record is from RefSeq and is a predicted model, not a curated record. The transcript is spliced from 15 exons.
AUGGACAGGUCGCCGGUCCAGUCGCUGUUCACACAAUGGGUGGCAGCGUUCGACGAUGAUGGAGAGCCAGGACCACCUAACGGAACACCUCCAACUUCAAAGUUCGAGGGACCGUGGUUCACAACACAAUUGUUGCUAUCGACGUCCAUUGGUCUCACUUCCUUUCUCAUAUUUUCAUACUGCCGGAAACGAUGGCCACUUCAGUUCGCCCCUCGGACGAAGCUCAAAGGUUUCUCGCCUCAUGAGGCCCACGCCCAUCAAGCAUUCUUCGGCUGGAUACUGCCUACUGUUCGGACGUCCGAAUUCACUGUGCUGCAGAUUGUAGGACUAGACGCCGCCGUUUUGCUCAAUUUCUUCAAGAUGUCUUUCUACCUAUUCUCUGUCUGUUCCGUAUUCGCAGCGCUCAUCCUCAUGCCCGUGAAUCUCAAGAACAACAUCGACAUCGGCGACGGUCAUGGAGAAGACGGAGACGGAGACGGAACAUGGCCUCCUACAUUCGCCCCAGCCACUAAUUCAACCGAGGGACGCGACUGGCUUGACCUCGUCAGCGAUGCCAAUUCAUACCUCUCCGUGCAUCUCCUCUUCACCUACGUCUUCACGCUUCUGGCCCUGCACUUCAUCCACAAAAACUACAAGCGUUUCAUCCGCGCUCGCCAACUCUUCUCGCUCGAGCUCGUGCACUCCAUCUCCGCGCGGACGGUCAUGGUGACCCACCUGCCGGAACAUAUGAGGGGCGAGCGUGCUCUUGCGGAAUACUUCGAACAUAUGGACCUGAGCGUGGAGAGCGUGAGUAUCUGCCGGGAGGUGGGGUCACUGAAACGAUUGCUUGAUGUACGAACAGCGGCGCUUCUGAAGCUCGAGAAGGCAUGGGUGAAGUACCUUGGGAACCCGAGCGUCAUUGACCUAAAGAAGCCCGUCAUGCCUGUGGACCGUCUAGUCGAUGUAGAAGCGCCGGACUUGGAAGCUUCGUCUGAGCGCAUCGUCGUGCCGGGUCGUAAGCGGCCCACCAUUCGCCCGGAGCUCUUCAAGCCGAAGGUCGACGCGCUCGACCAUCUCGAACAACAAUUCAAGGAAGCUCACGAAGCCGUCAAGACACGACGUAAGAGUGGCCGUUUCAGAGCCACGCACGUUGCCUUCGUGACGUUUGAGACAAUGUCUAGUGCACAAAUCGCCGCACAAGCCGUCCACUGCCCCACGCCCCGUUCCUGCAUCACCCGUCUCGCCCCCGAGCCACGCGACAUCAUCUGGUCCAAUAUCAGCCACUCCCCUUCAAACCUCCGCGCUCGCGAGUGGAUCGUGCUCGGCGCCAUCGCGGUCCUUCUCCUAUUCUGGACGGUGCCCACGUCUGCGCUGGCUAGUCUGCUGAGUUACAAGGAGAUCAAGAAGGUAAUGCCGUGGCUGGCCAACUUGAUCGAUGCGAGUCCGCAAGUGCGCGCGAUCGUGCAGAACUCCCUGCCCUCGGUUGCAAUUGCAAGCAUUAAUGCCGUGUUGCCAUUCUUGCUGGAAGCCCUUACAUACCUCCAGGGAUAUCCUGCGCGUAGCUGGAUAGAAUACUCUCUGAUGAAGAAGUACUUUUUGUUCCUGCUGGUCAACGUUGUCUUCAUCUUCCUGGUGGCGAGUACGUACUGGCAGCUCGUGCGAGACUUUGCGAACUCUCCUGCGAGAGGCAUCGAGAAAUUGGCCUACGCGUUGGCCGCUGGAAAGGCCAGGCACUUCUUCCUGUCCUACGUCAUACUGCAAGGUCUCGGUAUCAUCCCUCUACAGCUCCUAAACUUGGGUGUUAUACUCCCUCGCAUUUUCAUCCGUCUCUUCACGCGAACACCCCGAGACUUCGCCGAGCUGAAUGCGCCACCGAUGAUCAACUACGGCGUGGUUUAUCCGCAAGCCAUCCUCGUCUUCGUCAUCACGCUGCUGUACAGUGUGAUCCAGCCGCUCAUCCUUAUCUUCGGUGCCGUUUACUUCGGGAUGGCCUACGUCGUCUACAAGUACAAGCUUCUAUUCGUGUUCUACAAGCCGUACGAGUCGCAGGGACAAGCUUGGCCCAUCACGUUCACGCGUCUCAUCUGGGGCGUAAUCAUCUUCCUCGUCUUCAUGAUAGGUAUAUUCAUCCUCAGGAAGUCGUUCGUCCUCUCGUCGCUCCUGGCGCCGCUGCUGGGUGGAACGCUCCUAUGGGCGUGGUACGAAGACAAGGCGUUCCGCCCGCUGAGCAAGUAUGUGAACUUGGGCGCGGUGUUCGAGGUGCAGAGGGGCGAGGACACGGCGGACGUCGUCCAAUUGAGGCAUGGGCAUCCAGUGACAUGGUCUCAGAGUAACCUGAACCGGAGGCGGUAUGCUCAGAAUGAUGAAACGUUGUAUGUCGCUCCCGAGGAUGAGCGAACAGACUAUUCUCAACCACCCAUGGCAAAUUGGUACAGCGGGGUCUUGAACACUGGCAAGCGAAGAUACGGGCACCCGGCACUGAAUGGUGUCCUGCCAAUGCCAUGGCUACCUCAGGCGAAGGAGCAACCACCUAGUACCACAAACGGUGCCCCGCCAGUCCCUGAGGAAUCCGCAGAAGACCAUACCGACCACGCUGUCGUGCUCACGCUACGAAAACGGCGCAGCAUCGUCCGGCCAGACAGCAGUCAGGUAGCUGGUCCCACCGAGGCAGAUGGCACCCCUGCCAGCGCGCCGGCCGACCUCGAUCAUAUCCCUUCACCAGGCGAGCAAUUGGCAUCGCCAGAGACUACUACGAACCCAUGGCAGGACAUCCAACCGCGACGACCGACGGCGCAGCGCCGACCACUGGCAUUGCAGCAUCGACUCAGCUACGACCAGGGCUCGGGCGUGAUCGUCCUGCCCGAGAACGACGAGUGGCUUGGCGACGAGGACGCCAGCUCGGACGAAGAGCCGGACAGCCCAGUCCGUUCUGCGCACAGCAGCCCUGGUGCAAGUGCGGAACGGCGGUCGAGUCUGCGUAAGCGGUAUAGCACAUACUAUCACCAUCCGGAGCGGCGCAGGAGUACUGUACCGCCGCAAUCGCCAUCGUCGUAA